UGCUGUGCAGAUCCAACAUGGCGGCCCCGUUGGAGGUAGUGGUGAGCAGUGACUCGAGUUCACAGCUGUGGAACUGCACCGUAUUCGACCUGCACAGCGGCUCCAGCCUGCUGUCGUACCGUGGGGGUAACAGCUCAGCCCGGACACUGACGGUGCUCAACGGGGAGUACCUCCUGUCCGCGCAGCUCGGCAAGAACUUCAUCAACGUGUGGGAAAUCCAGAGAAAGGAUCAGCUUCAGCAGAAGAUCGUGUGUCCAGGUGUGGUCACCUGUCUGACCGCUUCACCAAACGGACUUUUCCUUGCCACAGGUGUCGCAGAGGCAAUUUACCUAUGGGAGGUGUCUACAGGGAAGCUACUGUCCGUGCUGAGUCGGCACUAUCAGGACGUCACCUGUGUAAAGUUUACAGAUGACAGCAGUCACUUUGUCUCCGGAGGAAGAGAUAACCUGGCUUUAGUGUGGAGUUUAUCCAGUGUGAUUCAGCUGGAUUCGAACCAUGUGCCCGAGCCUCGACAUGUGCUCUCCCGUCACUCUCUGCCAAUCACAGACCUGCACUGCGGCCUCAUGGGACCUCAGGCACGAGUGGCGACCGCCUCCUUAGACCAGACUGUGAAGGUGUGGGAGCUGUCCUCGGGUGAGAUGCUGCUGUCCAUCCUGUUCGAUGUUGCCAUCAUGUCUGUGACCCUUGACCCCUCAGAGUAUUUCUUGUUCUGCGGUGGUAGUGACGGCAACAUUUUCCAGGUGUCGCUAUGUAGCCAGAGCGUCACUCGGGACAAGCAGUUUCAGAGCGGGGACGGCGGCAACCAGGUGUUCACGGGACACAGGAACCUGGUGACUUGCCUCUCAGUGUCGAUGGAUGGGACACUCCUUUUGUCAGGGUCACAUGAUGAAACGGCUCGACUUUGGGACAUUCAAAGCAAACAGAGCAUCCGCUGCCUCACACACAAAGGUCCAGUGACUAACGCUGUGAUCAUGCUGGCCCCUGCAAACAUGUUCCUGCCUGACAGCCGCCCUUCGCUGCCUCUUCCGCGCUUCAGUCGUCAUGUUCACGGCAGCGAGGGUGACGCCAGCGAGUCCGGGGAGCUCUGUGUGCGCCUCGGGCUCUACACACAGGAGGAAGAUGAAACCUACCUACAGAAAGCAGCUAAACUCAGUUCUUUAAUGAAUGCUGUCACAGAUAAGUCUGUGUUUGGUGACGGUGAGAACACAAAGGUGCGAGUGGCGGAGCUGGAGGAAGAGGUGCAGACUCUGAAGAAGGUCAAUAAGGAUCUGUAUGACUUUUCUACACAGCUGCUCACCAAGCCUGCGUAGAAAUACUCCAUUCAUACAACACAGUAUACACACAGCCACGCAAACACAUGUAGAGGUGGGCAACAAACAUCAGUAAUAUCAGGAAUGUUGUUUUGGAGCUAUACAAAAUUUGAUACAAAACUCGGUAUAUUGUUACUCAUCAGUUUUCAGGUAGUCAAAAGUUAAAACAACUGAGAUUUUAACACACCAAAUACAAAAUUUUGCCUUUUUUCAAAGUAUUCUGACACCAGGGACUGAUAAAUGUAUUUACCAGCAGCUUAUUGGGUUGUUCCAAGAUUCCUGUUUACUUUUUGACGUAGUAUUCACUAAUGCAUCUCUAUUGAUGUUUUGCACCGCUGCAACAAAAAUGGCAAAUUUCGUAAAUAACUUCUUUUGCUUUUAGACGUUCGAUCCUGACCUCUGUAUGGUUUAUUCUUAAAACUCACAAUGCUGUAAAGAGAGCUAAUUUAAGGAAAAGUGGAACAAAAGCAUCUUGUUAUCUUCCAAAUAGGGGAAAAGUGUGUUUUUCUGCAGGUGAUUUUAAACUUCAUCGGAUACAAACAGGAGGUUUUAGCAUCUCUGUGUUGGUUUGCUUAAAUAACACUUUUUGUAAAUAUUGCCCAUUGCUACACACAUUUAACUUUGUUUAGUUCAACAAUGAAACACAACUUUGACCGAAAUGGCUCGUUCUCUCCUCUGUUGUUUUUGGUCAAAUCCCUUUUGAUAAGAAAUAAAAUGGCCUGGUUUUCA
Molecule: messenger RNA, 2039 nt
Organism: Periophthalmus magnuspinnatus
Lineage: Eukaryota; Metazoa; Chordata; Actinopteri; Gobiiformes; Gobiidae
Gene: wdr18
Product: WD repeat domain 18
Exons: 10
Coding region: 18-1310 (430 amino acids)
Biological process (GO): DNA-templated DNA replication; rRNA processing
Cellular component (GO): nuclear pre-replicative complex
Molecular function (GO): protein binding
Source: RefSeq, a predicted model, not a curated record